AUGACAUCUGAAAUCACACCUUCAGGCAUUUCGCCUAGUCCCUAUAAGACCUAUUCAUUGCAGGCAAUUCAUUCUGCUCGCCUUUCUGUUUUGGCAGGCCGCCACCAUCAGAACACGUUUGAAGUUGCGCCUUCUCACAGGCAGUUAGCGGACCGAAAAGGCGUCCAAUUCAAUGUCGAGACUGUACCUGACCCUCUUCCAGAGCACUUGAACAAGAAAAGGAUUGGUCGUCAUGAAGAACUGGACAAGAUUCGCCAGCAAAUUGCGGCAGCGUGUGUCCGUGAUGGCUUUGGAAAGCCCAAGGACGGCGUCAAAGUCGAGGCAACGUCAAAACACGACCCAAAUCUUAUUUACAAGGGAGGAAAUGGUUUCAUUGUGGCUGUUGUAACAUCAUUCGCCCAACAUUUGCCUCUCGAACUUGCACCUGAUCAUAUUUGGGCACUAAUCACGUAUGCCUUUGCUAAACAUGUUGGCGAGCACCCAGAGGAAUUGAGAGAUAACUUUGUCAGUCAUAAAGGGAAGAAACGAAUUCUGAUUACAACAUCAGACAGCUUUCAAAUGAGCCAAGACAAUAGUCCCGAUACCGGUGCAACACCAGAAGAAUGGGAGGAGCAAGUAUUUGCUCAAUUUUCGGCUGAAAUUCGAAAACAUAUUGGAGAGAAAACACAUGAUGUCUUGGUGCCAAACUUCAGUUCCACGGCGCCUUCAUCUAAGGCUGCAUCCGAGGUGGUACUAAUGGCAGCUAUGAAACACUAUUUCAGCUUUGGUAUGGAAACAGCGUGCGGAAUUCCAAACAUUGCGUUGGUCGGCACCGAGCAAGACUGGAUUGCUUUGCGUCAACGUGUUGAAACACUAGGCAACUUAAUGAUGCCUGAUUUUGAGCAGUAUUGGAUGCCAGCUCUUUUACCUGUCCUUGACAAGUUUGUCGACAGCUAUCAAGGGCGGGUGGAUCAUGGUUUUUGGCAGUCCAUGGUCAAGUUGAGACACAAUGGUGCCGGCUCCGGCUACAGAGAGUUUAUCAGUGGUUGGAUUCAAAUCUUCUUUCCCCAUCUAGGAUACAGCAGACGUAGCAAAGCAAAGCAGACAAUGCGUCAAUGGAAUGAAUUCUAUUUUAGUGGUCCGAAGCCGGACGAGUUUCCUUCUGUCGAGUCAUUUGCUCCCUGUGAUUGGAACUACCAUGGUUCCCUUUUUGACCUUGAGUUCCAUGCCGGUAUUGCUGGGGUUUCCCAAGACCCCGAUAGCGGGCGUCUUGCUCCUGUUACCGGAUGGUAUGUCGUACACACUCCACCAAAAGGCAAGGCACGACGAAUGGAGGACAUCUUCAAAGAGAUACAAGACCUGGAGCGCGGUCAUAAGGAAGACAUGAAGCUCGGAUAUGAACAUUACAAGGACCAACCUUGGAAUGCCCGUGUCCGGGCUCUUUGGAAGGAAAUGAGCGCUCUCGAGAUGGCAAUGAUGGGAGUUGAUGAGUAA
This is a messenger RNA of Seminavis robusta, 1473 nucleotides long. The record is from the annotation of a GenBank genome assembly. Lineage: Eukaryota; Bacillariophyta; Bacillariophyceae; Naviculales; Naviculaceae.